AUGGCUUCCAUAUUGUUGCUAACAGACGACUGUUUAUUCAGAAUUGUUUCAUACAUUGAUAACCCAAAUUCUUUUUACAACAUCGCUCUAACCUGCAAGAGACUUUUACAAGUGACCAGAAACACGAGAAGCGUCCUGCACACAAAUCUUCUACGAGCAAAAGCUGAAUACUACAUCAAGUGUUUCACAGUCGAAAAUGGAGACGAUUAUGAGGCAUUUAGCAAGGUAGAAGAUUUCCUCCUCGAAGCCUCGCGAAUUACAGAGGCAAAAGGAAUGCUUUCCUAUGACAAAGUGGUAGACAUAUGGCAAAGAAACGGACCGGUGGUCGCUAAACUCUUCACGUGGCUGAGAAGUAAAGAAUCUAGCGUGGAAGAAGGCGAACCAAGAGCGACUUGUUUUACCGAAUCUCGGAAAGUUACGCUUUGUUUACCAAGCUCUGGAAAAACCAUGGUGAUCGAAACUUCGUAUUUCAGGGAUUAUAAUCAUGUUUAUGACCCAGAACUAAGCAUUCACCUUACUUGUGGAGACCUGGAUGUUACCUCCGAAGGUUUUACCCACUACUCUCCAGAAGAUUACAUGUAUUGGCAAGAAGAUGAAGUGAGCCGUGCGGUGCAGCCGAUGAAAGCAAUCAUUGAACUUCUUCAGAAGGAGCUCGGCGAAACUGUUCCACAGAUAUCAAGUCACUUCUUUAUUUGGUUUUGUUACUUUUUUCCAGACGAAUCUAACUUGGAUGAAGCACACCGGCUUAGUUUCAAAGAUGAUGGCAGAAACAUGAAACCUACUUAUGCAUCAGUACAACCUACAAUAGACCAGUUCCGUAAGGAUCAGCAAAUUGACGGCAAGCUGCAAAGGCUCAUGUCAGGAUGGAAGAGUGAUGACGACCAAAAGUUCGAGUAUUCCAGAAUGGCUGUAGAAACAGUAAUUAUAUUAGCUCAGAAGUCAAAAACAAAUGUUCUCAAACGUCUAAAAGAAGAUGCAAGUCGGUUUCAUGGAAUUGCCACUGACUACGACAUGAAGAAGUUACCAAAACAACUUCUGCUUGACCUGAUUCUUCGCCUGUCGUUAAAGGAAAGCGGCUAUGAUGCUGCCUCGAUUGCUGACAAGUGCAUUGAAUCCACAGUAUUUUUCAGAUGCCCUGGGAAUAAACCCAUGAAAGUGUGUGGCUCCAUGCGUGGGGAUGGGGCAGGACUCCCAUCUUGGGACGAAAUAGAGCUUGAGUUCACACUACCUGAUGGCAAAGUCUUAAUGCUAAGAGGACAAAAUGAGCCAUUAAAAAUUGAAGAUCUCAGCCCAGUUACAGAGCUUCUGCGGCAAGGUUUCAGUCAGCAAAGGCAGGGAGAAAAGCUUAUCUCUAAGAUCGGGAACUUGUUCACAGCUGCUUUCUUUUUGACCACUUUGGAGUUCAAUGUGGUUUCAGACACUUUCUUAGGAACAUACAAUAAGCUGAUUCAAUCAGAUUCAGAAGAAGAAUCAUCAGCUGCAGAAUCAUCUGAAGAAAGUGAGCCAUGACAUUGAAAACAGUCCAACUACCAGAUAGUUGAUAUUUAACCCUAAAGCUUUUCAGUAGAUGUUGAUAGUACUGACCAUGGGGUUCUGUGGAGCAUUGAAAAUGUGACUCCAGAGUGCCCAGAAAACGUUUUGGACAGCCUGGGACUAGGGAGUGACCCAUUGGGCUUGCGUGUUUUAGUAUGAGUUGUUUGCCAGUAGUAAAUGUUAGUGAAAAGGAAGGUUGUUAGGCCUGCAUGAAUUCCAGGGCUAGUGAAGGUCAGCAAUGGCUUGCCCAUAGAGCUAGUGAGUUUUUUUUAUGUUCAUCUCACCCAGUCUUCUAUGGCCUAAUCUUAUAAUCUGCUUUCACUUUUGCUUAAUUUCUAUUCUCUUGAUUAUAAAUUAUUGGAUUCACCUAAAUCUGUAAACUGUCUGGAAAUGUGUUUCAUUGACUGCAGGACCGCCAUUUAGUACUCUGUAAAUUUAUUGAUAAUCUGAAUCUUCAAGUACAUAUCAUGGCUCUUGUCUUGUUUUCUUGACUGCAACAAAACCUGUAUGACCGAUAAGAAUCAAUUUUCAUGUUAGUCAUGAUCUUUAUUGUAGAGGUGAUGGUUACAGACUGACAUGUCACAACUUGUUAUGUUGCUGCUAUAUUAUUAUUAUAACAUAAUUAUUAUGUUCCAAAGAAUUCAGGUGAAUAUCAAGCCCAUUGUUUUAACAUUGUAAUCAUUACUGUUUUUUGUGGAAGCAAAAGAAAUGACAGGGAAAUAAAUCACUGCAGUACUAGUUCCUAAAAUAUUGACAAUUUGUCACUGCAUAUUUUGUAGCAGUUAAAAGAUAACCAUUAAUUCUGAAUAAAGACCGAGGCUCUUUAUAGAGGAACAAAGUUAUUUUACUUCCUCAUGCAAACUAAUAACAAAAAUACUGUUUAUACAUUAUUACUGAUCACAACGGACUUUCACUUCCAAUGCAUUAAAGUAUAUACAUACCACUCAAGUUACCAUGACCAUGACAGAGAGUCUCUAUGACUCAUGCAAAACAGGACUUCAGUCUGGUUCUUCCCCUUUCUUUAUGACAAGUACUGCAUUCAAACCAUGUGAACUUAGCUGAUGAAACUAAAUUUUUGUGUCUCUAUAUUUUUAGCUUUAGUUAUCACUGAGUUGCCUUUGAUUCCCAAUUACUUUAACAUUUUUUCCCUUCGUUUUACUGUUCUUUACCCGCUUGUAUUUAGAUAUUUCUUCUCUGUUUCGAUUACACUUUCUUAUUGUUUUUAUUUCAUUUUUCCAUCCUUUUUUUCAUUUUUUUCUCUUCCACACCCCCUCAAUUCUUUUCUUCAACCAUCCGCAUUUUUCAUCCGUCAUCCGUCAUCCGUCAUCCGUAGAUAUCCGGUUCCCGAUUUACUGACACCCCUGAAUGUUUACGGUUGUCAUGGUUGUCUGAACAUGCAAAUUUCUAAAUCACUUGUUCAUUAUAUGUUUGCGUGACCCGACAAUCUAAUAUGGCUCUCGUAUCAGUUGUCGCUAACAGACGAUUGUCUGCUCAGAAUUGUUUCAUGUAUUGAUGACCCAAGUUCUUUUUACAACAUCGCAUUAACCAACAGAAGACCUCUGCAAGUGACCAAGAGCGCGAGAAGCGCCCAUCAUAAGAACCUUUCACUGUUGAAGGCCGGGUACUUUAUUAAAUGUUUCGUGGUCGAGAGCGGCGAUGAUUUCAAGUUAAGGUGGCUUACUACAGUUUGUUUUGUUUUGUUUUGUUUUUUUUUUUUUCAAUUUAAAGUAGACAGACUGCAAAUUAUAGUAGUUGCUAAAAAAUGAAUCUACGUGUCCCAACUGUUCAUCAGUAGGAUGCCUAAAAUGCGUGCAAUUCCACAAUUGGUUUUGGCUCCAUUCAAUAACAGCGUUCGCGACGCGCGCUCAGCAAGCCACGCAAGAUCUCUUACGCAUACAAAACUCUCGCUAGCGAGACAAAGAAAACCCUGAGAUCAAACGAUAUGAAAACCUUCCAAAUAAAAAACCCUGUUAUCUCAAGGUUUCUCAAGAAGUAUUUCUGUAGCAAACUUAGAUAUUUAGGUUCAGAAAGUGUGAGUAAAACUUAUUUUUAUUAUUGCUAGGUUUUAGCAGGUUUUCGGCUCAAGAAUGUGGCAAAGAGUAAAUUUUCGCACUAGCGUGUCACCUAUGUUAUUCUCGACUACUGAGAAACGCCUUUUGAACAAGUGGAUUAUAAUCCGUUUUGUACCUGCACUGUCUGUUGUAGUUUAUGAUUUGUGAAAUACAACAGUCGCUUUUGCAAUGAAAAUACUAACUUAAAAUAUGCGCUUGAAAGAGACAAGAAAAAAAUGUAAGCUUACAUAAAAUAUGAUUCGGCUUCGAGCCGAAGAAACAAAGGAACACAACCAGAUUAGAUUGGGUUCGGUUUUUCAAUCCGUUUUGCAAGUUGUUAUCAGUAAAUCCUAAAGGUGUGAAGUCUAAAAAAUUCUAUGAAUGUGAAAAAACUGGUUUCUUUAAUGCCAUGGUUCUAAGAAUAAAGCUAAGUGAUUUUACUUUGGUCAACACUACCACUUAAAGAGUACGAGAUGCCGGAUGCUCGCGACUUACGGAGAAGUUAUGAGAAGGUGAUGGAUGUAUGGCAAAAGAACGGAGCUGUGGUCGCUAAACUCUUCUUCGUGGCUGAGAAAUAAAGAGUCCAGCGUGCAAGAGGGUGAACCGAGAGCGACCUGUUUGGCAGGAUAUCGAAGAGUAACUUUUUGUUUACCUAGCUGUGGAGAAACAGGAGAAAGCCUAACGAUAAAGACCUCCUACUUCAGGGAUUAUGGUCAUCAUUAGGAUCCAGAACUAAGCAUCCACGUCACCUGUGGAGACAUCGACGUCAAAUCCGAAGGUUUUACCCGCUGCUCUCCAAAAGAUUACUUGGAUUGGGAAGAAGAUUAAAAAAAAAGAAGAAAAUGAAGUGAGCCGUGCAGUGCAGCCGAUGAAAGCAAUCAUUGAACUUCUUCAGAAAGAGCUCGGCGAAACUGUUCCACCGGUAACGAGUAAUUUCUUUAUAUGGCUGUGCUACUUCUUCCCAGAUGAGUCAAACUUGAAUGAAGCGCACAGGCUAAAUUUCAAAAUACCAUCAAGAACGUCAACCCUCUUUGACCUCCACACAGGCUGCUAUAAGUGAGUUCCACAAUUAUUAGCAAACUGCAACCAAAGUUCAGAAGCUAAUGUCCAAGUGGGAGGGUGAUAAGCACCUUCAGUCCAAGUAUUCCUGAGUUAAAAUGGAAACUCUCAGUAUAUUGACUCAGAGAUCAGAAACAAGAAUUCUAAAAUGUCUGAAAGAAGGUGCAGAGAGGUUUCAAGGAAUUACUUCCUAGUAUGAUUUGAAGAAAGUGCCAAAAUAACUUCUGCUUGAUUUGAUUCUUCGAAUGUCUGUAAAGGAAAGUGACUAUGGGCCUGGAUCAAUUGCUGACAAGUGUGUUAAAGGCCAAGUAAUUUUUAGGUGUCAUGGAUGCGAAAUCAUUACAGUCCGUGGUGUCAUGCAUGGUGAAUGGCGCAGGGUACCCAGCUUAGCACAUAUUAGUACUUGACUUCACCCUACCACAUGGAAAACCUCUAAGGUUAUAUGCACGGCACACGCCAUUGCAAUCUGAAAAUCUUAACCCUGUUACAGAGCUUCUACAACAAGGUAUUAGUCAGCGAAUGAAAGGAGAAAAGCGCAUCCCUAAGAUUGAUAAGUUGUUGUAUGCUUUGAAGUUUGGUGAAGCGACAGAAAUUUUCGUAGGAGAAGAAGAUGAAAUGUUUCUAUCAGACUCACAAGAUGAAUCGUCAGCUGAGGAAUUACCUGAGGAAAGUGAAACAUAGUAAUUAAGUCAACCAACUACCAGACAUUUAGCUUUCGUUUCCACUUCUUCCAGCAGACGUUUGAGACAGCUGACACCUUCAAAUGCCAUUGACUAUUUUCGUUUAUAAAAUUUACCUGGCCCUGCAGCUCAAUUUCAUAUCCAUCAGUCGAUAACAUAAGCUGAUGUAAAGUAUAAAUUACGUUUUUAGAAGAAGUAGUCCGGAUUCGAAGUUAUGGUACAGUCGAGCCUCUGGAAUACGGACACCGAAGGGACAGAGCGAAGUGUCCGUAUUAGAGAGGUGUCAGUAUAAAAGAGGUCACUAUGAUGACGUCACUUUUAUGACUCCACUUACAGUUUGAAGUUUCAGUAGCUAAAACCAGGCUUUCACUCGUCUUUAAACUGCAUUUAUGUUUAUUAAUUCGCAGUACAAAGACACUGUCUUUCAAUAGCAUGCAAUACUGUACAUAUCAGCUACGUAUGACAGUCGUCAAAAGACAAAACGAGCUGUAACUUAAAGCACAAUUCUGAAAGCUUCUUUCGCUAUUUUGCAAGUGCAGUAAACAGUAACUAGAGUACAAAGUGUAAUAGAAAUAUCAAGUUAUCCUAUCGGUAGUUAUUCAAGCCUUAAAAAAGUCGGUUAUGUUCCAAUGUGCACCUUGUGCAAAUCGUUGUUUGAUAUACAGCGAUGGGCUUUUGAAUUCACCUUGCAUAGUUCAUCAGCCAGACAGGAUUCACCCUGUGCAAAUUCACCUGAUUGGGAUUCGGGAUACACCCGAUCACCGCAGUGUUCGUAAUAAAGAGGUUAAGCUUUUAUGAAUUUACUCUCUGGGGCCGAGAUUUAGUGUCCGUUGUCCGUAUUAAAGAGAGUCCGUAUUAUAGAGGUUUUUUAAAGAAAAUAUAUGAGAAUUUUGUCGGGACAUUGGAAACUGUCCGUAAUAUAGAGGUGUCCGUACCGCGAGGUUCAACAGUAAUAAAUUGAUAACGACACAAUUCAACGCCCAAAGAUCCCUGGGUAGAAUAGCAGGAUUAACAUAUUCACCACUCCUUCAUGGCUUGAUAGUGCCGGGCCAUUUGUCGAAGGUAUUGUGUGGGUGUAUAUAAUUCUGACAGUUCGAUCACAAUUAUGCCCCAGUCAAAAGGACGGUCACAACAUUGCUUCAACAAAUGUAAACAGACAAACUUGUAAAUAAUCACAAAGUUUAAACAAGCGCUUCGACACAGUGUCAAACCGGUUACAACAUCGGUUUUCAACAAAUGUUAGCAAGGGCGAAGUUUUAAAGAAACAUAUUGCAACUGUUUGACCGUAGCUUUACCGAUUAUGUGAAAACAAAUAAUUUUAGAACCGCAAUGAUUUGGUUUUCAGAGAGGAUUCCUUUUGAGAAUUGACUAAAUAUCAAAUAUAGCCCUUCUGAGCAAGCCAGUUGAUAAAACCAAAUUCUGUGAAGUUUUUUCGUAACUAACUAAUCGCUGCAAGGCCCUACAGAGCACUGCUUCUGAAAUUACAGCUUGUCUUAUUUUAGCCGCUCCAAUGGUUUUAAUUGUAUGCCUGAUAGCGUGUUAUGCAUCAAGCAACUUUAAAUUGCAAAUUACAGAAUGCGGUCUGUGCUUCUAGAAGCAUGGCGUCAAUUUUAUCUCUCACCGAUGACUGUCUCUUCAAAAUUGUUUCUUACAUAGACCAUCCAGGUUCCUUCCACAGUUUUAUUCUCACCUGCAGCAGAUUUUCUCAAGUCACUCGAAAAGCAAAUAGCAUUUUGCAUACAAACCUUCUGAGAGCGAAGGCCGAAUUUUUUAUCAAGAGCUACAUUGUCUACGACAUUGGCGAAACUGCUAAUGAAUGUGACAAGUUUGACAAAUUAGAAAACUUCCUGCAUGAAUCUGCACAGCUAGUAGCGGCAAAGGAAGUACUUACUUAUGACAGAGUGAUGGAUGUUUGGCAAAGAAACGGACCCGUAGCUGCCAAAGUCUUUACCUGGGUCAGAAAUCAAAUAUCAAGUGUUGAUUUUUUUUGUAAGCGUCAAAGUGUAUCGCUUUAUUUACCGAAGUGCGAGCUGAGUAUGGUAAUCAACUGCUCAUUUUACCGUGAAGAUCUAAACAUUUCGGUAACGUUUGGCGAUAUUUGCCUUAACUCCGAGGUGUGGAAUCGGUAUUCACCUCAGGAUUACUUGUCUUGGAAAAAAGAAGAAGUUACCCGUGCUGUGCAACCGAUGAAGGCAGUGAUAGAUAUUCUUCAGGGAGAACUUGGUGAGACCGUUCCCUCAAUAACGCAUCACUUCUUCCUUUGGCUCUGUUUCUAUUUUCCUGACAUGUCAAAUUUACCUGGAGCAAAUAGACUUAGUUUCAAAGACACUGCAAGGAACAUGAAACCAACUGUAGCAUCUGUCCAGUCAGCUAUAGAUCAGUGCCAGAUGGAUCAACAAUUUGAAGCUGGUCUUCAAAACCUGGUGUCUGGGUGGGAAAGUGAUGAAGAACACGAUUCAGUGAAUUCCAAGAUGAUCGCAGAAAUGGUCCGUUUACUGUCUCAGAGAUCGGAAGCAAAAAUCCUCGAAAAUUUACUGACAAAUGCUUCGAGGUUUUGGGUCAUGUACGACAGCGACAUCUCACACGUAUUUGGCAUGACGAAAUUGCCAAAGCGGCUUCAGCUUGACUUACUUCAACAAACAUCGGUAGCAGAAAGUACUUACCACCAUGUAAAUACCUCUGACAGAUAGAGUGGUUUUCGUUUGAGUGUCGUAAAACCAAAACCAAAGUAAUUACUCUGGCCAAUCACAUAGGACACAGACAAUACAUUGAACCAAUCAAAACUCGAAGUAAUUACAUGUGGCUGACGCAAAGUGCGCGUCACAAUUGGCUUUGGUUUUACUUCUGAUUGGAUGAAAAGGUGACGCGAAUCUUUUAAGCCAAUCGCAUCGUGUAGAAAGUGCAAAACCAAUUACUUUUCGACACUCAAAUGAAAACCGCUCUAUGUAGAGAGCAAAGUUUAUUUCGCCUGUCCAGGUGGCCAAGUAAUGAAUGUGUGUGGCUGGAUAAGAGGUUACAAUAAUCAAGACGGAAUGCUGUAAAUUCCAUACUCGGAUUUAAAAAUCGAGUUUACUCUACCAGAUGGUACAAUGUUAAAGUCAGAGUCGGAAAAUGAUUUUUUUUCAGAUGAUCCAUUAGAAACUGAAAACCUGAGCCCAGUUACAAAACUUCUUCUGGAGACGUUUAGUCAGAACAUUCAGGGACAAGAGCUCCCCCUGGAAGUUGAUAAUCGCUUCUCGGCUAUUUACUUUAUUACUGCCUUGGGUUUUCUUUUCUGUAUGGACACUGAGCAUAGACUUAUUCCGCCACUGUCCGAUGAAGAGUGGUUCUCAGAUUUUGAUGAAUCAUAAAAACUUAUAAGUAACCACUGAAUUAUGGUGUUAAAACUAGGGUAUCUACGUAAAAGAUAGUAAUGCUGCGGCAUGUUCUGUUGAUACUGGCAUUAGUUAGGCAGUGAGACAUAAAAGAAUCGAAAAUGACAUUGAAUGUCCUGUUUACAUGUUGGAAAGUAAUAAUUACUAUCAGUCUAAUAGAAAGAACUCGUGGGAACUUUGUUUAGAAAAUGAUCAAGUGGUUAUCAACUCUGGUUUCUCCACAGUAAAUUGUGGGAAAUGAUAGAAAUUCAGAUUGUUUAUCCAUAUAAUUAUUUUAGGCGUACUAUCUUUUCUCUGCAAACACGAUACGUUUCUUGCUGUUUAUUGCACUUUUAAAUAACAGUCAUUUAGGUAUAUAUUUAUAGAAAACAACAAAAAACGGAAAAAAAAAGAAAGAAGGAAAACAAGAGUUGAGUAGGACUAAACCCGGCACCUUCGCCUCGAUUAGGCUCUCUUAUACGCGGGUGGAAGCUAUCGUGUAAUUGUAAACUGAAAUUGAAUGAAUAAAGUUGAAGUUGAAGUUGAAGUUCGGCUCGACGCGAUUACACCUAACCAGUACACCACAGAAGUUGAUUACGCGACUUUAGGGAAAAGUCUCUAAUUUAAUGCCUUUUCCAUGAAACUUCCGCCAGCAAGAUGAUCGCCAGUCGCAUUAACCGAGCUAUUAACAGUUAAAAAACAAUGUAAACGCAUAAUCCAUGGCAAUGAAUGAAUGAAAGAACAUAAUCAGUGAUAAUUAUACUUUUCAAAACGCCGAUACACGUUCUCGUCUGCAAAGCAGGACGCAAAAUAUAUGUUUUGUUAUCGCGAUUUCCACUGUUAGUUUGAAGGUAAUGGUCAAAAUCAAAUCCAUUUUCGGCUCAUACAGGCUCUUAAGAAUAGCAUGGCAUGACAUUUUCUCACUUUCACAUCACCUUCUAGCAAGCUGUUAUUUGUAUAUCCCCCGUAGUGUUGCGGAGUCGAAGAGCAAAUGCUCAUCUUCUUGCCAAUCCCCAAGUUAACCAUCGUACUCGUCUGAAAGACUCCUGCGUGUCUUAAAUUUGGUAAGACCCUCUAACCGUGCUGUAGAAAAUUUGCCACAAAGGAAACUCAGAGUCUGGGCAGCGAACGAUGCACUCUCUAACCCACCGAACUUCCCCGUGUUUUUAUUUGAGUUGUUCGUGGCGCAAUGCAUCCUGGUAAAAAUGGUGGUUAAAUGCAAUGCAUUGUGGUAAAAAGUGAUGAAUUCGAGAAUUCGUCCCACCUUAUAUAUUUCCCUUAAAUCCUGAUUAUGUUGCUGCUUGCUCCCUAGGGUCGCUCCGCAGCAAUUACAAAGCAGUUUGACUGUGUUUGCUUAAAUGCUGCAAAUAGGGCUCGUGCUUACAGCGUUUGAGAAGGGCUCUUUACUGAGUAUGAAAGUUACCUCUGAAGGUUACGAAAUAUACGUUACUAGGAAAACUUUCACGAUUUUAACCAUCUGCUUUUAACUGUAAACUGAAAAUGAUAUUCACUCCAUUUUAUCUCCCGAAGCACUUGUCUAUUCAUCGGAAAGUAUAAUAAUAACGAUAAUGUCAAUGAUAAUGACGAUAACGGCGAGGAUGACGAUGACUACGACGACGACGAUGAUGAUGAUGAUGAUGAUGACAAUGAUGAUGAUGCGAUGACGAUGAUGGUGACAAUGAUGAUGAUGAUGAUGAUGAUGAUAGUGACAAUGAUGAUGAUGAUGAUGAUGAUGACGAUGAUUAUGAUGAUGAUGAUGAUAGUGACAAUGAUGAUGAUGAGCAGUAGCUGCAAAGUUUACUUUACUUAAAAACAGAGAGUUGAUGAUGUUCUACCGGGUCUCUGUGUCGAGAAACUGAUUUGAGUUGAAAUAAAAAAUCAUACAGAGACGGAACUUUUUAUGCCUGUGAUAUCCGUUGCACAAGGAAUUAGUUGUAACUAUUAUAUUGCACUGUAAAGUGACGUGAAAUUUGCCUGAAUUUGCUGGGGGGAAAAGUUAACCCAUUCGAUCUUGGAGAUUUUGCCGAAAAACGCGUUUUGAAGCUAGUCGAGCGGUUCUCUUGUCACCUUCGUGCUAUAAAGAGCUAAAACUUACCACAAAGCCGUUUACAGGUCGUAAACUUUCAGUCAUUUUAAGACCCUGAGUGUUGGUCCCGGUCCAAGGAAUCGUACCCGCGAUUUAUUUAAUAAAUAAACACAUAAUGAAACCGACUCAAUUUUGUAAAGAAAGUUUGCUCUCGUGUUUAUUUAUAAUUUUUGAGGACUCAAUCUCAGAGGGAAAAAAUCUACGUAGCAGGGUGUAUAACAAGCAGCAAACUAAACUCGCAGUCGGCAAAGAGAAUUGACUAUUUACGCCAUGUUCUUGUAGUAAAAAAAACCGCAAUAAAAUCCACUAAGAAUGACCGUCAUACCCCAUAUAAAUUCCUUGCUCUUUUCUUUAGCUGAAUUACCAGAGGAUUAAUUAACCAGCAGUCUACUCCGUCUCUUAUUCAGGCAACCGCUGUUAAAGCGGUCCUCCUUCCAGAUGUCAUGCCACGCAUUUUAUUUUAUUUUUCAGUUGCGUCUCUAUUCACGUAUUGCGUGCGUACUGUUCGGCUGAGAGAAACUUGGGGUCUGGCACGAGACGAGUUUACAACAUGGCGUCCAUUUUCUCUUUGCCAGAAGAGUGUCUCUGUAAAAUUGUUUCUUUCAUUGAUCACCCUCGUACUUUUUACAGCGUCGCUCUCACCUGCAAGAGACUUCUUCAAGUAACUAGAAACACAAGAUGCGUACUACAUGCACGCCUUUUAAAGUUUAAGGCCUUGUAUUUUAUCCGCCGUUACGAUGUUGAGAUUGACCUCGAUGAGGAAAAGCGUGAUAAAAUGAGGAAACUAGUUUGUGGUUGUGCACAGCUCACAAAAGCCAGAGAGUUCCUUACCUACGAUAAAGUAAUCGAUUUAUGGCAAAAAAACGGGCCUGUGGCUGCGAAACUCUUAACGUGGGUUAGAAAUCAACAAGAUGGCGAUGAAGUGUUUUUUCGUGAUGACUGGGAUGGCUUUAUAACCAUUAACAAGAAUCAAACUUUAACACUGCGGUUACCGGGUGGCGGACAAACUUUAGUGAUCGAGACUGACUACGUUGAAGAAUAUCCCAUUGAAGAAGACUCAAAGAUAACGAUGAUACACAUAACAAGUGAAGAUUUACAAUUGGAUGUUACGUUGAAGGAGUUUCACUGCUGUUCUUCAGUUUCAUUUCACGAGGAUGAUGGUCAGCCCAAAUACUUGGAUUGUGUUGAUUUAGAUGAUGAUGUGCGUUUAUCGAAAUACGAUGCUAAAUUUGCGCCAUUAAGACCAGUAAUUCAUAUUCUUCAAAAAGAACUUGGCGAGACUGUUCCUCCAAUAACAAACUAUUUCUUUAUUUGGCUUUGUUACUUUUUCCCUGACAAAUUAAACUUGCAUGAAGAACAUAAACUCAUCUUUAAAGAUGUUGCAAGGAACAGAAAGCCCACUUAUGCCUCUAUUCAGCCUUGCCUGGAUGAAUACCACAAGGUUCAACAGUUUGAAACCACCUUCAGGAAGCUGUUCUCUGAAUGGGAGGAUGACCAAUCAAAGGAAUCAUACAAUGCCAGGAUGAUUGCAGAAACAAUCCAUUUGUUAGCUCAGAGAUCACAAGUAGACACACUUAAAAGUUUGGGAGAAUAUUUCCUUCAGGCUGAUUGA
Messenger RNA from Porites evermanni, 12374 nucleotides. The record is from the annotation of a GenBank genome assembly. Lineage: Eukaryota; Metazoa; Cnidaria; Anthozoa; Scleractinia; Poritidae.